Molecule: messenger RNA, 2187 nt
Organism: Chilo suppressalis (striped riceborer)
Lineage: Eukaryota; Metazoa; Arthropoda; Insecta; Lepidoptera; Crambidae
Source: the annotation of a GenBank genome assembly
GAUCGAAUUUCGGUGUUGAAACGCGAUAUGGAUUCGAUAUGGAUGCAGAUUAGUACCGUGUCAGCGAACAGCAGCAUCGUCGGCCGGUCGUCUGAGCUCAGAAAUGUUAAGAAAAUCUUGACCAAAGCAAUGAGGUGGAAAAUUUUGUGGUUUAUAACCACCUUGGUUGCGAUAACUUACAUAGACGGACUGACUGUAAAUAAGUCAAAUAAUUUAAAACCAAAUAUAGAGAGACCACUCACACUGAACCAUAGCACUGUUUCUGAUAGUUGCAAAAAGAACGCAGAAAUAUCAUCACAAAAUAAUGUCACAAAAGAAGUUGAACCAGUCGUAAAACUAAUUGAUGUGGAGCAUGAUUUGACCCAUGGUCGGAGGCAACGAGCAACAGCAAACGAAGAAGCGUUUGGGCAAAUAAAUGCAUCAGGUUCAAAUAGUGAAGAAACCAUGGACCCACCUCCCAUUCUAGUAGAAACAGAUCUUGGCGUUGUACAAGGACACAUUUGGCAACAUUCAGAUAAAAUCAUAAGUUACUUUGAUAUACCUUACGGAAAAUUUUCUUUAUUUGAGGCACCGGAGAAAGCUAGUAACUGGACAGAUAUUCAUUCUGUUACUGAACACAAAAAGCGAUGCCCACAAAUCAAAGAUAGCACAUUCAUUGGAAGUCCAGACUGUUUAACACUCAGUGUAUUUACACCGAGAACAGCUGAAUAUGCUGGCGUAUUAUUUUAUAUUCAUGAUAGUAGUUCAAACACGGGCAGCGGAGAUCCUUAUAAAUACGGGCCAGAGUUUCUGGUAAAUAACGGCAUAAUUUUAGUUUUACCAAAUUAUCGGCUAGGAGCUCUGGGAUUUUUGUGUUUGCAAAAUACUAUAGCGCCAGGGAACGCUGCAAUAAGAGACUUGGCUCUGGCUUUAGAAUGGACAAAGGAUAAUAUAAAAUCAUUUGGUGGAAAUCCUUUGAACAUAGUUGUAAGUGGUGAUAGUAGAUCAGGAGUCUUGGCAGGACAUUUAGCAUUAUCUUCGGAAUCUAAAGCAUACAUCAGAAAAGUUAUAACGGAGAGCGGCUCAGUGCUCGCUCACUGGGCCAUAGAUAGGAAUCCAGUUAGCACCGCAACCCAAUUAGUCACGUAUAUGAAAGGAGCGGCUGAAAACAACUUAGAUGAUGCGUUUAAUAAAGUAGAUAUAGAACAUUUGAUAAAAACUACACAUAAUUUCCCUUUCAAACCAUGCAUUGAAGAAAAUAGUGACGGCAUUAUACGAAAAAGUCCUUGGAAUACAUUAAAAGAAGAUUCAUUAAAUAUAACAUUUAUGAUAGGAUCUGCUGAUAAUGCUGCACUCCCAGAAGCAUUACAAUAUGACAGUAUGACACUGUCAGAUUUAAAUGAAAACUUUGAGGAUUCGUUACCGAAUGAUUUAAAUUUUCCCAACGCUGGUAUUAAGGGUGCGGUAGGUCAAAGAAUUAGAGAACAAUACUUUGGAAAUUAUAACAUAACAUCAGAUUUGAGAAAAAACUUGUCCCUAUACUAUACUGACGUCUCUUACCUCAGUGCUGAUGUGCGCUUAGCGAGAGCACUAGUGGAAGCAGGAGUCAAGGUCUUUCUUUACGAGUUCUCUUUUAUUGGAAAAUUUAACGAUGCACUACAAUCUUUAGACAGCGCGUCAAGAUAUGGUGCGACAAGAGGUGAUGCCGCAGGUUACAUAUUUUCAUUAAACGGACGUACUCCUGAAGAAAAUUCGGAAGAGGAAAAAGUUAUUGAGAUUAUGACUAAUCUAUGGAUCAGCUUUAUUAAGAAUGGAAAAUACACUGUGGUCGCUCUACGCGUUGUUUACCUUCGAUUUGCACGUCUGACACCUGUACCACCACACCGAAGACGAGACAAUCCGACGACGGCAGUCUUAAUGUUACACAACUCUUCAAAGCUCACAAUGCGAACUACGAAUGCGUUUGGUAAGCUCGGAUGGCUAGUGUUGUCUGUGGAAACGAUGUUAUUCGCGGUAGUGGUUGCGCCUAAGGCGCAGCGUGACGUGAGGACGAGUUCCGGCGUGGUACGCGGGUACCUCACCCCCCGAGGUUACUACGCGUACCUCGGCAUGCCCUACGCCCGCCCAACGCGCCGCAAUAGGUUUAAGGUCACAUAUCCAUUUGCUGAUGGCAUUUUGUCGAUCGCUAUCUCACAUGUUGACUGUUAA